Messenger RNA from Tigriopus californicus, 4334 nucleotides. It is a transcript of the gene GABA-B-R1, whose product is annotated as gamma-aminobutyric acid type B receptor subunit 1-like. The record is from RefSeq and is a predicted model, not a curated record. NCBI's taxonomy places the organism in Eukaryota, Metazoa, Arthropoda, Copepoda, Harpacticoida, Harpacticidae. Bases 732 to 3824 code for a protein of 1030 amino acids. Gene Ontology annotation, biological process: G protein-coupled receptor signaling pathway; gamma-aminobutyric acid signaling pathway. The transcript is spliced from 16 exons. Gene Ontology annotation, molecular function: G protein-coupled GABA receptor activity. Gene Ontology annotation, cellular component: membrane; G protein-coupled receptor heterodimeric complex.
GAGAACGAGCAGGACGAGUAGCACUGGAAUGCUUGAAGGCCGUCUCAAGACUGUUCUGAUCUUGGAUGAGGACCAACAGUUGCAGAUUUGAGCCUCUUCUCGAGUGAGGUGAUGGUUAACGCUGCCGCUCAGGUUGGGUAAUGAAAGUGACCAGAACCCCCUCAAGGAUGAGAAGGAGUGCUUAGAUAUGCCAGUUUUCAGAGCCCACGAGAAUGGUUCAUCUGCGUGCGUAUUUAGCAACAAGUUCUGAUGCAUCUUGAAGGCUUGAACCUUCAAUGAGGAUUACAACAGUGGGCACGAGUCCUUCAUUGUAAUUCAAUGUCAUCCUGGAGUAGAAACAAGUGCUGAAGAUUGUGGAAAGGACAGAGAAAUUUCAGCUUGUCCUGGACCUCGGAAGCAUUUAUAAGCAACAGCGAGUGCAAAUUCGAGCGGAAUCCCGAGGCCUAUCCUUGUAGGAGGCCUCGUUCCUGGCCUUUGGCUGGAAAUGUGUAAAGCGUUAAUAGCUUCGGUGAGUGUGACCUUGAGGAGAGCUCGUUCUCGGCCUAGGACAAGCCAGAAAGUUUCCUUGGAAGAUGAGGAGUAAGCGACAAUGGAAAUGGAUUCGAGAGCAGUAUCAUAAGCUAACCUCGUCCUCAUCGCCCGGAUACAACCUCAUGGAACCCUAAGCACCUCGUUUGUGCGUGUGUGUGCCCAGUGUUCAGUGAUAUCCCAGGUGUGGCUGACUCAAGAAAAUGGUGAAACUCAGCCAUAGUCGGUGCUGGCUGCCCGUGGUGUUGGCCGCCAAUCUGUUAAGUGUGACCAUAGAUGGUAGUCAGUCACGCCAUGGACACCGUCGAGGAGGGGGUCCCGAAGAUCAUAACACCCACGUGGGCGUCAAAAAGCAGACCAUCACGAUAGCGGGCAUUUUCCCAAUCACCGGCGUUGAAGGUUGGCAAGGCGGACAGGCGUGUGAACCGGCCGCUCAUUUGGCCUUGGAGGACGUGAACAACUACCCUAAUCUAUUGCCAGGAUAUCAUCUGAAUAUGUAUUGGAACGACUCAGGAUGUGAUGCCGGCAAAGGUGCGGCUGUGAUGUACGACCUACUUUACAGCAAGCCUCAAAAAGUGCUCCUUUUGGCCGGGUGUUCCACAGUGUGCACCACUGUCUCCGAGGCCUCGCAGCUUUUCAACCUCGUCACAGUGUGUUAUGGUGCCUCUUCGCCUGCCCUUUCCAACAGGCAACGUUUUCCUACCUUGUUCCGCACCCAUCCAUCAGCUACAGUUCAUAAUCCAACACGUGUCAGAGUGUUUCAACGCUACAAAUGGUCCCGGAUAUCCAUCAUUCAAGAGGCAGAGGAGGUCUUCAGCACGACCCUGGACGACUUGGAGGCGCGUUGCAAAAAUGCCGGGAUCAAUAUCGAUAUUCGUCAGAGCUUCCUCCGAAAUCCUGAAGCAGCUGUGGCCAAUCUCAAGCGGCAGGAUGCCCGUGUCAUCGUUGGAUUGUUCUAUGCCAAGGCGGCCAGGAAGGUCUUGUGCGAAAUUUACAAACAGAAAAUCUUUGGGCCCAAAUAUGUCUGGUUCUUCAUCGGUUGGUAUGAAGACGAUUGGUUUCGAAAUAAGAAACAUUUGGAGGAGGAGAAUAUCAAUUGUACCGUGAGUCAGAUGACCGAAGCCGCUGAAGGUCAUUUCACCACUGAGGCCUUGCAAUGGAACCAGGAUGACACUGAAACCAUUUCCGGCAAGACUGUUGACGAGUUCGCCGACCAGUUGAAGGGAUUACUCCGAGAUAACCCAAGAUAUGCGAAGAAUGUGGAUAAAGGCAUUAUGCCUGAGGGCUAUUUGGAGGCCCCUUUAGCAUAUGACGCCAUUUGGGCUGUCGCUCUAGCUCUGAAUAGCACCAUGGCCAAGUUGGCAGCCAUGGGUCAGACGAUUGAGGAUUACAACUACGAGAACAAGGAGAUCGGGAACAUUAUCCUGGACCAAUUCGGGGACGUCAAAUUUGACGGAAUCUCCGGUCGCGUGGCCUUCAAUGAGGAUACCGGGGACCGAAUUGCGUGGACCAAAGUGGAACAACUGCAAGAUGCGGUGUAUGAGGUGGUCGCCUUCUACGACCAAAAGACCGACAACAUGAGUUGGGUCAACCCACGAUACGGCGACAUCGAGGACGACAAAGUCAUCUGGAGGGGUGGCAAGGUCCCUCAAGAUCGAACCAUCGUUCAAACAGAGCUGAUGAUGGUCAACCUUUGGCUGUAUGGAGCCAUGGUGUUCCUGGUGAUCUUAGGCUGUGUUUUUGCUGCACUCUUCAUCUAUGUCAACUUCAAAUAUUCUCAUCGGAGAAUCAUCCGUGAUUCCCACCCAUCUUGCAAUAACCUCAUGCUCGUUGGAGUGAUGUUUUGCCUUUUGGCCUUAGUACCUGGAGGAUUGGAUGGUCGCUUUGUCAGUUCAAGUGUCUUUCCCAUAGCGUGUCACUUGGGCACGUGGCUCUUGACCACCGGGUUCUCAUUGUCGUAUGGAGCCAUGUUCAGCAAAAUCUGGAGGGUUCACAGAAUCACCCGGAUGUCCAAAGAAGAUGGGAAAACGGCUGAAGUUGUUCCUUGGAAGCUGUGGCUGGCCGUGGCCUUCCUGUUGUUGAUAGAUGUGAUCCUUCUCACCAUCUGGACCGUGAUUGAUCCUUUAGGCCGAGAAGUCCGGAAUUUUGCCAAAUUGGCCGCACCCAAUCCAGAUGAUGACAUCGAAAUACUGCCCCAAUUGGAACACUGCAAGUCCAAGCACCAUAAAGUCUGGCUUGGAAUCAUUUACGCUUAUAAAGGUCUUCAGCUCAUACUUGGACUCUUCCUUACCUAUGAAACGCGGUCUCAGAAGGUGAAGCAAAUCAAUGACUCCCGUUUAGUGGGAAUGGCUGUUUACAAUGUUGUGAUACUUUGCUCCAUCACUGCGCCCGUCAUGCUUUUAGUUGGUGACCAACAAAAUGCGGCCUUCUGUUUUGUAUCCCUUGCCAACAUUUUUUGUUGUUACCUAUCCAUGGCCUUGAUCUAUGUUCCAAAAAUACUAUUCAUCCGCAAACAUGCCCACGACCCCCGAGAGAAAGAAGAAAGCGAGGUGGUGAAUCGGCAAAUGGAGCAAGAACAUAAGAAAGUCAAUGCCGACAAUGAAGUUCUUAAGAUGUCUCUCAAAGAGCGAGAACAAGAGCUUUCCAUUUUGAGGUUAAGAGUCUCUUCCCUGAAGAAAAAGUCCUCCUCUCAAGGCUCUCCCAGGAACACCAAAAAUGACCUCAAUGGGAAAGCGACCAAGCCCCGAGGCCCACAAGUGUCGUUUAGUAUCACCAAAACGACCGUGACCAUCAACGAGGAUCCAUCAACCAUUUCAGAGGCCAGUCGCCCGACGUCCACCUCGCCCACAACGGGACCCUCGUGCUCUUCGCCUCAAUCGAGCGGUCACACUUACUCAAGUCAUUCUUGUUGCAAUUCUCAGUGUAACCCACCCUCUCGAGCUAACCAUGGCCAGCCUCAAUAUCUUCAAGGGGGCGUGGUCGAGGUUUACCAUCAUGAUUCUCGUUAUUCUAACGGGCACUCGCGGAAGUCAACCAGUUCUGUAGAUUGCGAGGCCGAGCUCUCCCACACAUUUGACACGGAAGAUGAUUAUGAGCCAUUGACAAGAUCUGUGGACCGUCUCAACGGUCAUGUGGAGCGGACAUCCGUGGUCAAAUUUGCCAACCCCAUUGUCGGGAGUUGUAUCAGUGAUUUAGAGAGAUCCGCGAGCCUCAAAGGGAUCACCGUCUUCCGGGGCAAAGUCCCCAAAUCCACUGAUCCACUCUUGAGUGAUGAGCUCUAUGAAUCAUAUUUGUAAUCUUUGUUUGGAAAGGGUGACCAGUUUUGUGAUUACUAAACUUCCUAUUUCUCCUUUAGCAAAGGCUAGAGUUCUGAAACAUCAGAGCUCUGGUCAAACUGUGUGAGUAGAUUGAAUGAAAUGUCCUGGAACUGCCAGAUAGUUCCAGACAAUUUGCUGGCUGCUGACGAAGCUCAAACUCGCCAUUGAAAGAAAUAUAAGCUAAUUCUUAUCCGCAUGAUUCCCCCGCCCCCUACUUCAUGUUCAAUGUGAAACACUUCUCAUAAAGAGAGUGAAUGAUCUCUUUAUUGUUGAAUUUUGAUCGAAUUACAUAAUGCCGAGCUGUGACAGACACCCCGUAGUUAGCGCCUCUUCUAACUUCAAGUUUCCUGAAGACAUCAUACCAUAUUGCCACUUUUAUGCAAAGUGUUCUCAAAGCUCCUCAAUGCCCAUACGCGAAAUAACCAUUGAGAACGUCCCUUCAAAUUUCCUACUAUUCCCAGAUUUGUUCGAAUAAAGCAGUUUGACCAA